UCCCUGCCGCCGCACCAGGUGGGCGACCUCCGUGGCACGGCCCCCCUUCACUUCCCCCACGUCUGCGCCCUCUGCGACAAGAAGAUCUUCGAUCUGAAGGAUUGGGAUCAGCACAUUAAGGGAAGUCUCCACAUCCAAAAAUGUAUGGCUUUUUCAGAUAACACUGGUAUCCGGUGUGUGUUAAGCUCAGCAGAUGGAACAUUGCAGUUAUCACCAAAUAAUGCAGCAGUUUUCAAUCCACCUAACAUCGAAGAUUAUCCACCAAAUGUCGGCGCAUCUUUUGUCAACACGUCAGCAAGACCCUUUGGCCAGCCAGGUCCCACGUUUUCUUCUCCUCCGCCAGGGUUUCCUCAGAGGAAAUCCACACUGGGUCGAGUUGUUCACAUCUGCAACCUCCCUGAGGGAAGCUGCACAGAGAAUGAUGUCAUUAACCUGGGUCUCCCUUUUGGGAAGGUCACCAACUAUAUCCUCAUGAAAUCCACUAAUCAGGCCUUUCUGGAAAUGGCUUACAGUGAAGCAGCACAAGCUAUGGUGCAGUACUACAAGGAAAAGCCUGCUAUGAUAAAUGAUGACAAGUUACUUAUUAGGAUGUCUAAAAGAUACAAGGAAUUGCAGCUGAAGAAACCAGGUAAGAACGUGGCUGCUAUCAUCCAGGACAUCCACUCACAGAGGGAGAGGGACCUGAUGCGUGAAGUGGACAGGUACGGCACGGAGAGGCCCCGCUCUCGCAGCCCCAUCAGCCGCUCCCUGUCGCCCCGAUCCCACACGCCCAGCUUCACGUCCUGCAGCUCACCCCACAGCCCGCUGGGCACCAGCAGGACCGACUGGGGAAAUGGGAGAGAGUCAUGGGAUCAGCCCCUGUAUUCUCGACGGGAAGAGGAAAGAGACAGCAGAGAAUGGCGAGAGAAUGGGGAUGAGAAGCGGGACAGGACUGACAUGUGGGUACACGAGAGGAAACACUAUUCCAGACAGCUGGACAAGUUUGAUUUGGAUGAACGGAUUGAAGGAGGCAGAGGGCACAGAGAAAAAUAUUUAAGGAGUGGUUCCCCUGGCUCCCUUCACCCUUUGUCUGGCUACAAGAGCAGGGAAGAUGACUAUUACCGAAAAACCUCUAAGUCAAAAUCUGACAAGUUUCAGAGACAGCUGCAGGAUUUACCUGGGAGAUCGAAGAGAAAGGAAGAGGCAAAGCUAAGGGAACGCAGACAUUCUUACACCGAGGACACUACCAGAGAUGAGGCAGCUGAACAGAGGCACAGCAAAGCAUCUGAGAGCUCCAGGCAAAAACAAAGUGAUAAAAAUAAGGUGAAGAAAGCUGAAAAAGACCAAGAGGAAGAUGCUGCUGCUGAAGACAGUAAUGUGAAGGAAACCAAACUACCUGAGGAUGAGUUUGGAAAAGAGGAGCAAGUUCCAGAGAAGAGCUCACCUUCCGCCAAUAAACAAGAAAAAGAAUCUGGAGAGAUUCUGGAAAACACAAGGAAAGAGAAGGACCGAGACUGGGAGAGUGGAAGUGAAAUAGAAGGUGAGACCUGGUAUCCUGCUAACAUGGAAGAAUUAGUGACAGUAGAUGAAGUGGGAGAAGAUGAUUUAAUUAUGGAGCCUGAUAUAACUGAGCUUGAAGAAAUAGUACCAGUUGAUCAAAAAAAUAAAACUGCUUCAGAAACAUGUUCCUGUGUGUCAUCCAUGUUAGAACUGAAAAAUGAUCACAGCCACUUAACCAGGAGUGAAGACAAGUUUGCCCAUAAAGCUUUAGAAACAAGCUUCAGAUCAGCAAAGGGCAAUGCAGCUUCUAGUGGCUGUCAGGAUGAUGAUGAUGAGGAUGAUAAUGAUGAUGCUGUAACUGAAGCAUCAAGCCUAAAUCUGGACCCUCAGCAGAAGCCAGAGGAAUUGCAAGAAGACCAAUCUGCUAAGGAGUCCGAUCCCCAGCAGAGGGAAGGAAAAGUUGAUAAGAGCUCUGACACUCCUUUAGAGCCUGAAGAUCACCGUAUACCUUCUGUUCAUCUGAAAGAAGAGACUCUGCAGCUCCCUGAUACAUUUAUAGAUGACUACAAACAGAUGGGAUCACAAGGAGCUGAGAGCAGAGAAGUUAUGGAAAUGCUUGUUAAAAAUGCUAGUGAAGAAACAAGACACGGAAGCCAAGAGUGCCCAGAGGCCAAGGCAAAUUCUAGGUAUGUGGAAGCAAGAUCUCCGGAAUACCCGGAGGUAGAGUCUAGAAGAAGACACUCUCCUCCAGGCUGGGAACAAGAGGACGUCUUCACGGAGCUCAGCAUUCCCCUGGGUGUGGAAUUUGUGGUGCCUAGAACUGGAUUUUACUGCAAGCUCUGUGGACUCUUCUACACAAAUGAAGAGACAGCAAAGAUAAAUCACUGCAGAAGUACUGUUCACUACAAAAACCUCCAGAAGUAUCUAUCCCAGCUUGCAGAAGAGAGCCUGAAAAUGAAGGAAGAAGGCAGCCAUCUGCCUCAGGAUGACACUGGCAUUGUUCCUCACUUUACAAAGAAAAAACUAUGA
This is a messenger RNA of Merops nubicus (carmine bee-eater), 2508 nucleotides long. It is a transcript of the gene RBM20, whose product is annotated as RNA binding motif protein 20. Gene Ontology annotation, cellular component: nucleus. Gene Ontology annotation, biological process: regulation of RNA splicing. The transcript is spliced from 13 exons. NCBI's taxonomy places the organism in Eukaryota, Metazoa, Chordata, Aves, Coraciiformes, Meropidae. Gene Ontology annotation, molecular function: mRNA binding; zinc ion binding. The record is from RefSeq and is a predicted model, not a curated record. The annotation marks the transcript as partial.